Miscanthus lutarioriparius is the source of this 402-nucleotide messenger RNA. The record is from the annotation of a GenBank genome assembly. NCBI's taxonomy places the organism in Eukaryota, Viridiplantae, Streptophyta, Magnoliopsida, Poales, Poaceae.
AUGCCCGUCAUCUCCGGAUGCCAGGCCCCAAUCUACUCCGACCGGCACCGGAUCUGCGCCUCCCCGUGCUCACGGCAGCCGCGCCGACACGAACGCCUGACUCCCACACUGUUCCACGGGCCACGCGCGCCGUGCUGCCUCGCCUCAUCCACAACCGUGGCUCUGGUUUUCCCCUUCGCUCCAUAUGAAGUGAGCAUGGACGGGAAGCCGUACCUGAGGAAGGUGGACGUGGCGUCGUAUGACGACUACGACGAGCUCGCGGAGGCGCUCAGUGAGAUGUUUUGCUACUGCUCAAUCAGGCUGAUGGACAUGUAUGGCGACCUGGAGCAUGCCAUGGUGUUUGAGGACAGCGAUAGCAACUGGAUGCUGUUGAUGUGCCGUGGGAGUAAGCACCCUUGCUGA